Molecule: messenger RNA, 2425 nt
Organism: Ornithodoros turicata
Lineage: Eukaryota; Metazoa; Arthropoda; Arachnida; Ixodida; Argasidae
Exons: 10
Coding region: 133-1776 (547 amino acids)
Molecular function (GO): CoA-ligase activity
Source: RefSeq, a predicted model, not a curated record
GGAAAUGGAGAUCAAGUUCCGCGUUACACAUUCGGGUGCAACACUCACAAGCUUCGAAUAUAUCGGCUGGGCGGCUGACUGCGGAGCACACAGCUGGAGCGGAGAAGCAAAUAAGCCACAGGUACACCAAUCAUGGAACGGACGGCCACGAUGGAGGAAGGCGUCGUCUACUCUCCGUAUCCUGACAUAGACUACCCGGACAACCUAUCCUUCUACCAUUACACCGAGCGAUGGAUGCUGCGACACUCCGACGGGAUAGCUAUUAUUGAUGGCGAAAGGCGUGUAACCUUUGACGCUGCACUAAAAGGCAUCCAGCGGUACGCCGAUGGCUACAGAUCUCAGGGCUUGAAAACAGGAGACCGGGUGUGCGUGCACCUCUCGAACUCAGCAGAAGCCAUGAUGGCCUGUUACGGAGUCAUUGCUGCUGGCGGCGCCGUCGUGCUUGCCAAGCCCACACUUACUCGAGGGGAGCUCCUUUACAUAUUAAGAACAAGCAGGGCGUCGUUCAUUGUCCUGGACGCCAUACAUGCCGAAAAAGUGCGAAGCAUCAGCGAUGAAGUUUCGCUUAAGGGAAAAUUUUCGCUGGGGCCUGCUGACGGAUUCUUCCCCAUUGCCAACUUCCAAAGCGUUGAGACCUCCUUGUUUAAGCCCUGUGCCAUAAGCGAGACAAAAUCCGCAACAGCAGUUCUUACGUACACCUCCGGGACCACUGGACUUCCGAAAGCAACGGAUAUUUCUCACUACGCCUUGAUUUCUGCGAUGGAAGUUAUGAGGUGCUUGAAAUUGUUCGAAGAUAAGGACGUCCUGCUGGCCUGGAACCCUAUCACCCACAUUUCUGGCUUCGUGUUUUACAUAUCGUCCCUGUGCUAUGGUACAUUAUCUGUCGUUGGGAGUAACAGGAUGCCCGUGGAAGGCUUUAUCAGCACCGUCAACGCACAUAAGGUUACCAGUAUGUGCGCGUUCCCAACAGCAUUUCAAAAACUACUGGUCCAACUGGAAAGUCUUCAAGUCAAGUUGCCUUCGCUGAAGAAGGUGUUCAUCGCCGGAGCUGUAGCUACGGAGGCCCUGAUUCGAAAGGCUCUGAAGGUAUUCGAGCUGGACAGCUUCCAGAACGGAUACGGAAUGUCUGAAGCGGGAGGAUUCCUAGCCAUGACGCCACCGGGUCAGCUCACGCGCGAGGCUACUGUGGGAUUCGUCGCACCGUCAUGCAAGUGCAAAGUUAUCGACGUCGUCACGGGAAGGGCUGUGCCAGCGGGAACGGACGGGGAGAUCCUCUUCCAGGGACCUCCUCUGUUCACUCGCUAUGACGGUGAGCCUCAAGCAACUUCAUCGGCUUUCGACAAGGACAGUUUUUUCCGCACUGGGGACCUUGGCAGCUAUGACAGUGAAGGACGGUUCUACGUCAAGGACCGGAUCAAAGACAUGAUAAAGUGUUUGGACAACCAGAUAGCUCCAGCGGAGGUCGAGAACUUGCUCCUGAGCCAUGCAGAGGUCGCAGAGGCGGUUGUUGUGGGAGUGCCACACGAGGAUUACGGUGAAGCUCCAACUGCGAUGGUUGUACUCAAAGAGCCUCGUCAUCCUUCCCCUGACCAAGUAGCGGAGGAGUUGAAGGAGCUUGUACAAUCUCAGCUGACGGAAUACAAGCACCUGCACGGCGGCGUUAUUUUUAUUGAAGCCAUCCCGAAGACUGACUCCGGGAAGUGCCUUCGCAGGGAGCUCCGGCAGCGUGCCUUGAAAGUCAGCGGUCUCUGCGUUGCGGACGGCGGCCCUUAUUAAUUAUCCUGUUCAGCCUAGGAACGACAUCUCGGGCGCUGAAGUAUAGCUUCAUUAUACAUAUAUAAAGAUUUAUUGGUAUAAUCUUAUUACACUUAACUAUGAAAAUAAUAAUUGUCAAGAAGUUACAUAUACAAUAUUUCAAAUACUAUAUUAUCUUCUAGUCCUUAAAUAUACCAGAAAAAAUGGCCGGGCACCCAGCAUGCCGUUCUCACGUUGAACAUGACUACCGUUUGUCACAACGUGCCUCCCCAACAAGCCAUCGAUAACUGUUGUGGACAGCUGUUAGCGCAUGCGCAGACAAUAAUGAUGGUGAUGAUGAGUUGGAUUUUAAUGUCGUAUGAGCUACUGUACUCCAUGGCACAGUUAAUACUUCGGCGCAUGGUGAGCACCAAACUGCACUCCCGAAUGUAAGGGCGAAGGCUGUGAUGUUUCUUCGCAAAAAAAAAAAAAAAAAAAUCCUUCAGUAUGGAGCACUCAAGUUAGCUCGAUCGUAACCAGAGCACACAAAACACUUGGCUUCAUCAGGCGUAACCAACACCUAGCCUCGUUAGAAACUACACUCUUAAAUAUGAACUUCACCGCAUAGUGCGCUCCUAGCCAACCAUAAUCUCGAAUGAUAUCGUUAUCUGCCCUGAUUUGUCGAAAACGG